UCAAGAAGGUCGUGUUUGCGCUUCGCUUCGCCUCGCCUCGCUCAACUUCGGCUUAAGUUCGGUGCGCGUUCGCAUAUUUACAGCAUAACAUAUAUAUUCGUGAUCGCGAUCGCUGUAAGUGCCAACUGUUACUAAACUGCCACUGUGCUCUUAAAACAAACAAACAAAAUUGGAUUAAUUCUCAGCGUAUUUGCGCUAAACUGCAGAGGCAAUUAAGGAAGUAAUUCGUGGCCGGAGCUUUAAUCGUGAACGUUGUCGCGAUGCGGUGCAGCAUGCAACCACACGAAACCGCUUGAAACGUCGCUGUUAAAGCGUCAACAGCAAUUGCCAUAAUUGCCAUUGGAGCAGCACAGUCCAAUAACCGCUGGACCCGCACAUACACACACACACCACACACCUUGUACACCACACACCUCAUACCUAUACCCAAGCACACCCCAUCCCAUCCCGGCACCCGGACCAAUUCGGCAUCGAAAUCAUCGAAACUGGCAUCCAAAACCCGCCACACGAGCUGAGCUAUCGGCGGCAGGCACACAGAUUGCCGCAAAUCCAGCUGAAUUGUAACAGAGCCGCCGCAACGCGCCGGAAAAUCGAAAAAUCGGAAAAUCCGAAGUGCCGCGACCGAGACCAAGACCAGACCAAAAAAACCAGUGAGGAGAGAGAUCAAUGAACGCGGCACGCAGCUGACAGGCAUUCGGUUGGAUAUCCACUUUUCAGCAGCCAGCAGAGCGUAAGAAAAGCGAAACGGACCAACUUCGCAUUGCUUUUGGGGCGGAGAUUCAGCGAUCAGUAUUCAGCGUUCACCGAUCAGCGUUCAAGUUCAGGCCGGCGCCAAGCAGGAAGUGGUGCGGCUGCACCUUAAUUGGAGGCAGAGCCAGUGUCAUUACCACCAGACAACCACCAUUCACCGCCGCUCAUCCUGCUCGAUGUAAGAUGUUAGUAUUAGCCAGCAACAGCCGCAGUACUAGCCUCAGCCGGAGCAGCACACGCAAUAGUUGGAGAUGGAGCCGAUUGGCGUUGGCGAUUAAUCUGUUCGCCUACUGCUGUUGUGUUGUCUCCCCUGCGGUGGCCACGCCCACCACGGCGGUCACCACGGCCGCCCUCCUGUCGGGCCACCAACUCCUGCCUUGGCAGACAUCUGCAGCGGCGGCCACCACGCCCUCCACCGCCCGCAAUCUGUAUGCCCCCUACCAGAGUUUCAGUCGGCAGGACGACAUCAGCUUCAAGGAUGUGCGCCAGCGCAGCGAUGGAACGGUGGUGCAGUCCUUCGGUUCCUAUCGCACCGCCCGCCAAAUGGGUGGCUUUGCCAGUGCCCAGCGGCGUUCCGAUGCCGCCGUGGAGAUCGUUCCGGCGCCAUCGGUGGAGCUGCCCCAGAGCGAACUGAUCACGGUGCCCAGGCAGCUGGUGCCCACCAUGCCGGAGAAUGUGACGCGACAGGGAAGGCGGCGCAACUACAUGUACAUACCGCUGCAGACGGAGGGGGAAAAUGGAGGUGCGGGAUCGCUACUCCAACUGCGUCCCAGUCGGAAUGCCACCCUGUCCGCUUUGGGACCACCUGCCGAUGGAGUGGCCGCCGUGGCCCACGAAUUCGGAGCGGAACUGGCCACCCAGGGAAGUCCGGAAGAGCAGCCACUUGAACUGGAACUGGGUCCCGAUCGCACCGAGCGCAGUGAUCUCUUGGCCGCCGCCAGUUCCACGGACAAACUGGAGUAUGCGGAGCCGGAGAAUACCAGUCGACGGGUGGGAUUCCAGUUUCCCAGCUACAGUUUGAAGCCAGCCAGUCCUUUUCAUCCGCAAGCCUAUCGCGAGGAUAACCCCAUCUUCGGGGAGACCAGUGCAGGGGGCUAUGAACCCCAGCCGUUCAGCGAGGAUGCAGCUGCUCCUCCUGUUCCGCCACCCACGCAAUACGAACAGCACGAGACGCGCCACACCCGCCAGCUGUACUUCGAUACGGACACGGCAUCCUCCAGCUUCGAGUUCCCCGGCCUGGUGAGCAACUCCAAGCCACAUGGACUGAAGCUGUACCGCGACGAUGUGACCAAGUUUGGGGACAUCAAUGGACCGAUCACCGCCUUGCCGCAGCAGAGACCGCAGCGCGGCUUCUACUUCGGCGACACCGAGUUCCGAACGGGACCACCUCCCGCUCCAGUCCGCCAGUUUGGACCGCAGAAGAACUUCCAGGAGUAUGUGGGUCCCAGCGAGUACCAGGGAUCGCGCAAGAGUCGCUACUACCCGUACAAGUCGUCUCGCAGUCCCCGCGUGGUCUUCCCCACCAACGACAAUGUGGGCACCACCGGACCCAGUGGACCCGCCGGCAGCAGCGGACCCUCCGGAAACGGGGUUUACUUCAGCGAUAACAUCGCUUUCAGGGACCAGAACUUCGGCAUCAACGAGCUGGCCGCCGUGCAGGAUGUGCGGAACGACUACAGUCUGCAGGAGCUGGACAGUGCCUCGGAGGCGACCAGCAGUCCCCAGUCGGCGAGUACGUUCAAGGAGAAAGUCGACAUCACUACGGACACGGAGUGCCAGCACCGGGGCGGUACGUGCGAGUUCUUUUUGGGCUGCUGGCUCUCCGGCGGCCUCAUUCAGGGCACCUGCGACGGACUGCUGAGGGGCUGUUGCCACCGCACGGCCAAGUCGGCCAAUCUGGGCAGCUCGGACUUCGUCGGCAAUGCCGUAGAUCUGACCGAUCUGCCGCAAAAGAACUACGGACCGGUCAACAACGAACCCAGCUGCGGCAUUUCGCUGGCCAAACAAACCGCCCAGCGGCGCAUUGUGGGCGGCGAUGAUGCGGGCUUUGGUUCCUUCCCGUGGCAGGCCUACAUCCGCAUCGGAUCCUCCAGAUGUGGAGGUUCGUUGAUCUCGCGGCGCCACGUGGUCACCGCCGGUCACUGUGUGGCACGGGCCACUCCGCGCCAGGUGCACGUCACCCUGGGCGACUACGUGAUCAACUCCGCCGUGGAGCCCCUGCCCGCCUACACCUUCGGCGUCCGGCGGAUCGAUGUGCAUCCGUACUUCAAGUUCACGCCCCAGGCGGACCGCUUCGACAUCUCCGUGCUGACGCUGGAGCGCACCGUGCACUUCAUGCCACACAUAGCUCCCAUCUGCCUGCCAGAGAAGAACGAGGAUUUCUUGGGCAAGUUCGGCUGGGCCGCCGGCUGGGGAGCUCUGAAUCCGGGAUCUCGGCUGCGACCCAAGACGCUCCAGGCUGUGGAUGUGCCGGUGAUCGAGAACCGGAUCUGCGAGCGCUGGCAUCGGCAGAACGGCAUCAACGUGGUCAUCUACCAGGAGAUGCUGUGCGCGGGAUACCGGAACGGGGGCAAGGACUCGUGCCAGGGCGAUUCGGGAGGACCCCUGAUGCACGACAAGAACGGACGAUGGUACUUGAUUGGUGUGGUCUCCGCUGGUUACUCCUGCGCGUCCAGGGGGCAGCCGGGAAUCUAUCACAGCGUCAGCAAGACCGUCGACUGGGUGUCCUACGUCGUCGGACUCACGAUGAACAUCUAGGGACGACGACGACGACGACUCUAACUUAUUCUCAUCGCAUUCGCAUUAGCAUUCGCACCUGCCUGCUAAGUGGGCCACAGAUUGUUUUGUACAUAACUCACUUCAUUCUGCUCCCAAAUCCGACUUCGCUUCCACUCCGAUCCACGUCGACUUAAUUUAUGGUUACACAAGAAAUAUAUAUAUAUAUAUAUUAUUAUAAUUUAACAAACAAAUUAGCGCAGUACAAUUUAGCAAUUAGGAUUGGCUGUGUGUGUCUGCAAGAUACACACGUGUGCGAUAUAUUUGCAAACACCCUAAAAAACUUUAAAUUAAUUAUAACUGAUAAUUAUGGUUUAAUUUACUUAGUCAUAUGCGCUGUUAUGUAAUUUUAAAACUAUUUAUGAACUACAUUUCGUGUGUAAAUAAAUUAUACAAAUGUUGAAAUG
This is a messenger RNA of Drosophila rhopaloa, 3932 nucleotides long. RefSeq lists its product as uncharacterized. The record is from RefSeq and is a predicted model, not a curated record. Lineage: Eukaryota; Metazoa; Arthropoda; Insecta; Diptera; Drosophilidae. The transcript has 9 exons. The coding region runs from base 934 to 3507 and encodes 857 amino acids. Gene Ontology annotation, biological process: proteolysis. Gene Ontology annotation, molecular function: serine-type endopeptidase activity.